AGCAAUUCGAACAAACCUCUUAUGUUAUGUUAUGCAUUUCAUGUGCGAGGCCCUUUACAUCAUGCCCUUGUCUUUCUACCAUGUGUGAAGAGUGAUACAAAAUGACAACAUGGCAUUUUAGCUGUGUUGACUUGUGUAAUGGUUGAAAGGUUGAAUCGUAAAUUAUUACACAGUAUCAUCUAUACAUACGUUGCUGGAAAGCGGUUUAUUGAACACUUGUUAGAGUUGCACAAAAUAAACUAGACAAAUUGUGAAAUGACAAUUAAUGUACAAGAAAUGCAUAAUUUAAAUCAUGACAUCGAUGGAGAUUAAGGAUGCACUUGCAUUAUCGGCAUCAAUUUGUACUGUUUUACAGUUUCUAGCUGGCGUAUUGGUAUGCAAGAAAUAUAUUAGAAAUGGUACAACUGGAGAUAGCUCGGGAUUGGCCUUUAUGACAUGUUUUAUGUCUUGUAGUUUGUGGCUAAGAUAUGGAAUACUUAUUAGAGAUUCGUUUAUUAUAUCUGUAAAUAUAUUUGGAACAAUAUUACAAAUAUGUUAUGUAUUAAUUUAUAUCUUUUACAAUGUAAAGAAGUCAACUACUAUUAAGCAGUUUGCAGUAGCGACUUGUUUGGUUUCGCUUGUGUAUCUCUAUAGUAUUUAUCAAAAGGACAGAGUUUUAGCUGUGAAACAUGUAGGAUUUCUUAGUUGCAGUUUGACUAUAUUAUUCUUCGCAUCACCAUUAAUAUCACUUGCACAUGUGAUAAGAGUGAAAAGCACAGAGAGUUUACCAUUUCCAAUUAUAAUGGCAUCUAUGAUAGUGUCCUGUCAAUGGUUUGCUUAUGGAUGUCUAAUCAGUGACCAAUUUAUACAAAUACCAAAUUUCAUGGGUUGCGUUUUGUCAGCUUUCCAAUUUUCUUUGUUCUUGAUUUAUCCAAGCAAACGAGCAGAUCAAGUUUAUUUUAUAUGAGAAAAUUAAUUGUUUUUAUUCUAUGGAUUAAAGAGAUUUAUGAAUACUGUACGUGAGAAGUAUUAGUAUAUAUUGUAAAUCAAUAAUUUUCUAUAAAGGGGUAUAUUUUUAUUUUAUA
Molecule: messenger RNA, 1064 nt
Organism: Solenopsis invicta (red fire ant)
Lineage: Eukaryota; Metazoa; Arthropoda; Insecta; Hymenoptera; Formicidae
Gene: slv
Product: sugar transporter SWEET1
Exons: 4
Coding region: 293-946 (217 amino acids)
Biological process (GO): carbohydrate transport
Cellular component (GO): membrane
Molecular function (GO): sugar transmembrane transporter activity
Source: RefSeq, a predicted model, not a curated record